Messenger RNA from Paramuricea clavata, 5032 nucleotides. The record is from the annotation of a GenBank genome assembly. NCBI's taxonomy places the organism in Eukaryota, Metazoa, Cnidaria, Anthozoa, Malacalcyonacea, Plexauridae.
CCGUGGUAGUGCAUGUUCAUCUGACCAAAUCUCGAAAUUUUGCAAAACGAUUCAAAACACAAAUUUAUGGCUGUGAAAAACGUCUUUUUAACAUAGAAUGAAGACUCGUAGAACUCAUUAUAGUGGAUAAGGAAGGUAAAUAAAUACCGUACUAGAUAAAUAUCCGUUUAAACUGUAAUUUUUACAGCUUAAAGUUGGGUUUAAACGUUUGAAAUAUGUCUAUAUGUGGGCAGAUGUAUGGUCAGAUAUGCAGGCAUAUUGGAAUCAACCGGCUAGCAAGCGUAGUACCUUUGACACUUUACAGAACUUUAAGCUCUAAUAUGAGAUUUAAUACGGGUGAAAAAAACUAUUACACAAUUUUAAAAGUGACUCCAAAUGCGACACAAGACGAGAUAAAGCAAGCAUAUUACAAACUUUCGAAACUCUAUCACCCAGAUACAAAUGAGUCUGAAAUGGCACAUGAUUAUUUUACCGCCAUUAACGAAGCUUAUAACGUACUGGGGAAUUUGUCAGACCGACGGAAAUACGAUCGGGGGUUAUCGAUAACUUAUAACCCUUCGCCAGCAGCAAAGCAAGCGAAUAAAGGACAACAGUCGCAACAUUUCCACGGCAAAAGGAUCGUCUAUGAUUUUGACGACUGGAUGAUUAAACAUAACCAGGAAGCAAUGAAACGACGGAAACGGAAUUCCGCCAUUAAAGAGCAGUUCGAUAAACGGCAUGUGACGAAUGAAAUGGACAUAUUUAAUCGGAAUAUCAUUAUUGCAGCCGUUUUGACGCUAAUUGGAUUGGUGGUAUUUAAUGGUAAAAAAGUCCAUUUGUGAAUUUUCUACAUCUUGGUAGGAAUGGGUCAUUCCAGAAAAGAUACACACCUCCCCCACAGAGAAAAUUUCUGCCAUCCGGAGAAGGACGGGGAAGAAAAUUUGUUUCUGAUAAUAAUGCAUUUAUUAGGACAUCCGAAGGAGGUAGCCCUGGGGGGUAACUUCCAAUUCCUUCUGUGGUGGAGGUAUGAUUGUUUUCUGAAAUGACCCAAUAGUACACAGAUAAUAUAUAUAUAUAUAUAUAUAUAUAUAUAUAUAUAUAUAUAUGUGAAAUAUAUUUUUCCAAAGUUUGCACCAAAUUAACAAAUUCAUGAAUAAUUUUGAAAUUUGUUUUAUAUUGGUUACAAUGAGAUGAACCUGCAACCCUUUUGGCCAGAAGGUAUUCAUUACAACGUAGGAGACAAUAGGGUCAUUUACACGAGCGAAAAUAAGCCGCAGUCUAAAUAAGCAGCAGCUUAAAUAAGUCGCGAACAACUCGUAUAAACAACGCGUAUUGCAAAUUGACUGUUUAUACGAGUCGUUCGUGACUUAUUUAACCCGCGGCUUAUUCAGGCUGCGGCUUAUUUUCGCUUGUAUAAAUGGCCCUAAUGAAUACACCCUAGAGUACAAUUAGUGGCUCAUACUCAAAGUUAUUCAGACCUGCAAAUAAUUAUAUUACUUGGAAGGACAAAUGUCUGGCCAAGCCAAAAAUUGGUAGGACAUCAAUUUUUUUUUGAAAAUUAGCACGAUCUAUUUUUUGCUUGCUCAUGUUAGUCCGUACUGCAAUGCAUCUAAAUUCUAAAACUUAGUAUAUAUCUACCAGUCCUAAUGCGUCAGUAAAUUAUAGUUCAGGUUAUACAUAACUUUAAUUUCUAUAUGUAUGAUGUACACGAAGGUGAUGCGGAUUUAUAAUUUUUACAGCUUAAUGCAGCAAGAAAUAGUGGAUAAGUGCUGUCUAUAAUGCUUUCUUGUUGGUUUCAUUAAUAAAAAAUUGUUAAAUAAACAAUUUUUUGAGAUUGGAGAUGUGAUGUCACAUGUCCGGUCAUAAAAUGCUUUGAUCGGACAAAACGUAAAAUUCAUGAGAAAACUCUCCAACUUGCCAACUCACAAAGCUUAGUUAUUUAAAGCUAGUGUAUCUUUUCUAUGCUUUUGUAGACUUUCUAAAGUAGAAAAACAGUAACUAGACUAAGUUAUCCAAAUUUGUGAAUUGAAUAGCAAAAAUAUAAACAAGCCAACAAUAGCCAAAUUUGUCUACUGCACCAUGAUUCCCCGUUGUUCUAUUCUAUGCUUUUGUAAACUAGAACAAUACACCAAUUUGGAAUCUCCACUGCGCAUCCAAAUGAAAUGAUGCGUUCUGUGCAAUCUCGUUCCCCGAUUUUGCGAUCCUCGGGAAGGAACAUGAGGCUCUGGGAUAAUCCGUUGUCGGAAGCCAGGAAUCCUGGCUAAGAUUGAACUAUGCAUUCCAUUUCAACAGCCAAUCAGAUUCCUCCCUGAAACGGAUAAUCCCAGAGCCUCGCGUUCCUUCCUGAGGAUCGCAGGCUCGGGGAACGAGAUUGCGUUCUGCGUCGCUAUAAAUUACAGUUGAACUAUAACAUGUAUGUAGCUGAGACUGGAACAAUACUUGCAUGUUAGAGUAAUUUUUUAUCUAGGCAAAGAACUUAUUAAAAUUAGUAAAAUUGCAAAAAUUUGGUUACGAAAUAUAAUUGUAAAAUACGGAAAAUAUAGCCUUGCGAAGUUUGAGCUGAAAAUAGUAACAAUUUAUAUACAGAAUUUGCAAAUUUUGCAAGAUUAUAUUUUUCAAGGUUCACGGCAACAUUUCGCAACCAAAUUUUGCAAUUUUACUAAUUUCAUUAUGUUCUUUUUAGCUGUGGUGUUUGAUUCCCUUCUCUUAGUUACCAGGGUUCCCAAUAGAGGCCGGCACCCGGCGAUUUUCGCCGUCUAUAGCGUAGACAAUCACCGGCUAUUUCUCCCGAUUAUAAAACAAAAUAUUUCCUUACCAAAGAAAUGUCAAAGGUUUCAAUACUUCUAAAUAUUUGGAUAUGACAAAAUCUACAAAACUACUCCAAAAAUGGCUGGAAUUUCCAUUUCAGAUGGUGUAAAUUUCAAAAAAUCUUCACGGGAAGACGUCCUCGAACCCUCCUCGGUGAGGUACCUUCGGCACCGCAUACCCGCUUACUUCUUUCGAAAAGCCUCCUACUCCAAAUUCUAUUGAGAACCCUGUUAGUCUAACAUCCAGGUGAUCUGACGGUGAGCAAAAGGACUGGGACUAGCAACAGAAUAGAAAUCCAGUUUCGUACUUUUAAUCACUUGUCAUGCCCUGAUUCUUUUGUGAAACUGUUUGAAGCUUUGUGUCUGUAUCUUACACAGGGAAAUGAAUGUCUGGGACAAAUUUGAGAUAGAAAUCUAAUACUGUUGAUGAGAUAUUGAAUAUAAAUGUUAAACAAGAAAUGGAUUUCUAUUUUACAACUUGUGCCAGGCCUGUUCCGCGAGAUCAAAUGGAUGCAAGUUGUCUACUGUUCGAUCAUUAUUUAUCUUUCUCUUAUAGCCCCACUAGACUGCGAGCAGUCCCUCCUUUCCGCGGGUUUAUUAGCUUCCCAGGCGUGCCAGGGGAAAGGAGGGACUGCCGAAAACACAUCGAGAAGCGAAAUACGUCCACUUUUCGCUCUUGUCAAGUUGGGUCCGCCUUUGCAUAAACAUUACUUAUAUCCUAUGUUUGCGAUGUUACUCUGAGUGCAUAUCCACACCGGACGAGCUUGAAAAAUAUGCCCGGCCACGGUGGGAUUCGAACGUACGACCUUUGGAAUACUAGCCCAAUGCUCUUCCAACUGAGCUACGCGGUUAGAACACAUUGAUAUCGAAGGAACUAGAUACUGUUCCGAAAUAUCACUUACUCGAACCGUCCUGACCGCGUAGCUCAGUUGGAAGAGCAUUGGGCUAGUAUUCCAAAGGUCGUAGGUUCGAAUCCCACCGUAGCCGGGCAUAUUUUUCAAGCUCGCCCGGUGUGGGUAUGCACUCAGAGUAACAUCGCAAACAUAUUAUUCACCUGAGUACACAACACCAACACAGAAAAAAAAUUCAUAUUACUUAUAUCCAAUAGGCAAUUCCAGCUUUUAGUUUAUGCGUGCAGGGUACGAUGGAAAGUAAGGUAUCACAUUGCUGACUAUGCUGAAAAAAUAAGAAUGGUGGCCGUGUAAACACGGAGUGAUAGCUUAUACUUGUAAAUAUUGAAAUAUUUCGGUUGUUUUGGUAGUUUUUAUUGACAUUUUUCAGCGUAAUCAGUAAUAUGAUACCUUACUUCCCAUCAUCCCCUGCAGGCAUAAACUAAAAGCUGGAAUUGCCUAUUAAAUCUAUCCAAUAGGAACCGUUCAUUUAAGCCUGUCAAAAAUUCAAAUUGGGUUAUAACUAGGGAUAUGAUUUAUCGAAUGUUGUGAAUUCGAUGGCAGGAAUUCUGUCUGGUGCAGCGGUUGUAUUUCCCUUCAAAGUUGUGUUUGAAUCUUUGAAUUUCUUUCGUCCGAGUCAUUCGUGUCUAAAAGUCUCUUCGUGUUCCAACUGUUUCUAUCCUUAUGUGGACAUUUAGUCGGAGAUGUGCUUUCUUGCAUCAUGGCGCUCACACGUUUAGCUCUCUUCUUUCUCAUCCUUUCCUUCCCAAGCAACGACUCGUACAACGCAUUUCUGAGCACGCGAUUCAACCAGUAAUAGAUGAGCGGAUUCACGCACGAAUUUAGAAACGUCAUCAGUUUCACGACCGCAUUGAAUAUCGGUUUGACGCUCUUGAACGCUGGCAUGAAGCAGUGCGGGCACACCAUUUGGAUAAAGUAAUAAAACGUCGAGGGACCCCAGCAUAGGACGAAAACGCCGACUACCAAACCCAGCGUGCGGGUUAUAUCGCGUUCGCGUUUUAGGGUGUUUUUAUCUCGCAGUUCCGUUGCGGGCUGCCAAUCGUACUGCGGGCUGGUUGGGUUGUUUCCUUUUGCUAACAAUUCCAACUUCCGUUUUCGAGAGUAUCGUAGCGCAAAGCUGACUGUGUAAAUAUGACAGAACAACAUGAUCAAAAAUGGAGUGAAGACGUUCAUACCGAUAACCAUUAAACUCCAUUCUCGCGUCGGAUCGUAAAUGCACGGUUCGUCGUCGGUGCCUCUUCGCCAAAAGAACGGCAGGACGGAGACGAUUGCGGCGUCGAGCCACGAUCCUACCAGGAAAGCGGUCAUCUUUCGCUUCGUUAACCAUGUCCUAGG